CAUCCUAUGAAUCGUGUUUCCGUGUAUCCGCAAUAUAAACGUUCCCGAAGAAUUUCACGCUUCGCGUUCUAGUGGCAGGAGUCAUGAGUGACGACAGGAUGGAGGAAAGGCUUCUUGGUACAGAAGCAAAAGACAAAGGUAGUCUAUUUGGGAAGGUCUGGGCGGAGUCAAAAAAAAUAUGGAGAGUUACCUUCCCAGCAAUGUUGGCCAGAGUGACUACUUAUGGAGUCUUUGUAGUGACGCAAGCAUUCGUGGGGCACAUCAGUGAUACAGAGCUCGCCGCUUAUGCGCUCAUUCAAAUCAUCGGCCUGCGAUUUGCCAACGGAAUAAUUUUGGGCAUGUCAAGUGCAACUGAAACAUUAUGCGGGCAAGCAUUUGGUGCAGAGCAAUACCACAUGUUAGGCAUUUACUUGCAAAGAUCUUGGAUCAUCAAUCUGGUCACGGCAACCAUCUUGGUCCCGUUCUUUGUCUAUAGCUCGUCCAUUUUCAAGCUUCUUGGUAUAGAAGAUGACGUAGCUGAAGCCGCUGGGAACAUUGCCCUGUGGUUCAUCCCGAUCAUCUACUACUAUGUCUUCUUCUUUACCAUCCAAAUGUUCUUACAGAGCCAGCUCAAGAACGCCAUCAUAGGAUGGCUCUGCACCAUCUCAUUCGCAAUUCAUGUCUUGUUGUCUUGGCUCUUUGUGUACGUACUUGAUUGGGGAAUCCCAGGAGCAAUGAGUGCGCUGAUAAUAUCAAAUUGGUUAGGGGUGAUUGGGGAGUUUGUUUACAUGUUUGGAGGCUGGUGCGAAAGUACUUGGACGGGUUUCACCUGGGCUGCAUUUGCCGAUUUAUGGCCCGUCAUAAAGCUUUCCGUGUCCUCUGGCAUUAUGCUGUGCUUGGAAUUAUGGUACACUAGUGUCUUAGUCCUCUUGGCAGGAUACAUGACAAAUGCCACUGCUGCAAUAUCUGCCUUCUCGAUUUGCCUCAACAUCUCGGGUUGGGAGCUCAUGAUAUGCCUCGGUUUCCUAACUGGAGCUAGUGUAAGGGUUUCCAAUGAAUUGGGCCAAGGAAAUGCAAAAGCAGCAGUGUUCGCCAUUAAAGUCAUCUUGGGCACCUCAAUUAGCAUUGGAGUUGUCUUUUGGAUCUUGUGCCUAGUUUUCGGUCGACAGAUUGCCUACAUAUUCACAAGUGAGGAAGACGUCGCGGAAGAGGUUUCAAGCCUCUCAGUUCUCCUUGCCUUCUCUAUUUUACUCAACAGUGUUCAGCCAGUGCUCUCAGGUGCAGCGGUAGGUUCUGGGACACAAAGUGUGGUUGCCUAUGUUAACAUGUGCUCCUAUUAUGUGAUCGGAGUGCCUCUAGGAGUCGUGCUUGUGUACGUCGCCAAGUUGGAAAUUCAGGGUAUAUGGAUAGGAAUGAUAAUCGGAGUCGCAACUCAGACAGCAGUGCUUAGUUUCAUUACUUACAGAAUGAACUGGGACAAGCAGGUGAACAAAGCAAAAGAAAAGCUCCAUAGGUUGUUCUUGGAAAGAUCCGAAGACCACGGUGAGAGCUCUACCACUCUGAACAGCUGAACGGAUGGUAAAAACUGAAGAGCAUGUGGUUUCAUCCCAGUUUAGGUUUUUGGAUGAGAACAAGUUGCUUCGUCUUGUUCUCUCUUUUUCAACCCCUGUUAUGACAGCCACUGAAUAAAUUGAUCCAAUCCCUAUCCGAUUGAUGAAGCUUUCCCACCCCAUUUGUCAGUGAUUGGAAAAAAUUUAUUGUUGAAGAUGGAAAGCGUUCAUACUUCAGCGGCCUUCAUUUAGUA
This is a messenger RNA of Eucalyptus grandis, 1783 nucleotides long. Its product is annotated as protein DETOXIFICATION 24. Bases 84 to 1550 code for a protein of 488 amino acids. Gene Ontology annotation, cellular component: membrane. Gene Ontology annotation, biological process: xenobiotic detoxification by transmembrane export across the plasma membrane. Lineage: Eukaryota; Viridiplantae; Streptophyta; Magnoliopsida; Myrtales; Myrtaceae. The transcript has 8 exons. The record is from RefSeq and is a predicted model, not a curated record. Gene Ontology annotation, molecular function: antiporter activity; xenobiotic transmembrane transporter activity.